GGCGCGUAUAAGAAGAGGAGAGCCAUGCGGCCGGAGGAGGCAGACCUGGUGCUAACCUGACCAGCGGCGGGCACCCGUGUCUUCCGUCCAGCCCUGCGUAGCCCGCGGCGGGAGCGGAGCCGGACACAGACUAAGAUGCCCGCGAAAGGCAAAUACUUCUUCCACGAAAGCGACGGCGACUGCAAGAUCACGGACCCCCUGUACGAGAAGUACCGCUACUCGAGCCAGCAGCAUCCUCUCCUCCUCUUCCUGCUUGGUGUCGUCUUUGCCUACUGCGUGACGCUCAUCGUGGUCCUUUGCACCCAGGACGAUCCACGUGAACACCUGACCUUCACUGUUACCGUGUGCAUGGCUUCGGCGAUCUUUAUCGUCAUCUACGUUCUGGUUUACAUUGAAUCUUUAUUCUGGUGCCGGCUGAAGCUGUUUGCGGCUGUGAUUUGGAUCUGCCUGCUGGUUUUAGGAUACGUGUCUGUUUUCGAUAAGGGACAAGCAGCUCAAGUCGCAGCAUGGGAACAGGUCCCGUUCUUUCUGUUCAUAAUUUUCACUGCUUACACCAUGCUGCCCUUUGGAAUGAGAGAGGCCAUCAUCGUUAGCAGUAUUUCAGCUCUGUCUCAUAUUGUCAAGAUGCAAUUUGCCCUGCGAAACCAUGGAUCACAAUUUUAGGACAUUUUCUCCCCCCAGGUGCUUGCCAAUGCAUCCAUCUUCCUUUGCGGUAACCUAAUGGGGGCAUUUCACAAGCAUCAGAUACAAGACGCUUCUCUGGAUUUGUACAGGUACACUUUAAAAUGCAUCCAAGUCCAGAUGAAGCUGAAGAUUGAAAAGAGGCAGCAGGAAAGUUUGCUUUUAUCAAUACUGCCAGCUCAUAUCUCUAUGGGAAUGAAACUAGCCAUCAUAGAACGCCUAAAAGAAACCAACGACAGGAAGAAGCACGACAACAACUUCCACAGCCUGUAUGUGAAGCGCCAUCAGAAUGUGAGCAUCCUGUAUGCGGACAUCGUGGGAUUCACUCGCCUGGCAAGCGAUUGCUCUCCCAAAGAACUGGUGGUGAUGCUGAACGAGCUCUUUGGAAAAUUUGAUCAAAUUGCAAAGGAAAAUGAAUGCAUGAGGAUAAAGAUCCUUGGGGACUGUUAUUAUUGCGUCUCGGGCUUACCUGUGUCCUUGCCCGUACACGCCAAGAACUGCGUGAAGAUGGGACUCGACAUGUGUGAAGCUAUAAAGCAGGUGAGAGAAGCCACAGGGGUCGACAUCAACAUGAGAGUCGGCAUUCAUUCCGGGAACGUCCUUUGUGGUGUGAUUGGGCUUCGGAAGUGGCAGUACGACGUUUGGUCUCACGACGUCUCCUUGGCUAAUCGUAUGGAGUCCGCAGGAGUUCCCGGUCGUGUUCACAUCACUGAAGCGACGCUAAAUCACCUAGGCAAAGCCUACGAAGUGGAAGAAGGCAAUGGGCACCUAAGAGACCCAUACCUCAAAGCCAUGAAUAUCACAACUUACUUGGUGAUUGAUCCAAGGUCCAAGCAGCGUUCCUCCAAUAACCAUCAGAUCUCCGAAGCCAGAGUGCAUGACGGGCUGAAGAUCAGAGCCUCCGUCCGGAUGACCCGAUAUUUGGAGUCUUGGGGCGCUGCCCGGCCUUUUGCUCACCUGAACCAUCGAGAGAGUGUGAGCAGCGACACCUCCGCACCUGGCAGGAGGCCUCGGAAGGAGAUAACGCUGCAUCUGGCAAACCGACAGAGAGCUUCAGAGAGUCUGGAUGGCUGUAGGACAGAACGUGUGUGUCCUCCUUCCGUUGUAAACUAUAAAAAUACCUCUCAGAAGGGAAGGAUGGAAGAAGAUAUUCAUGACAAAAUGCUGUCCACCAUUGAAGGACUCAGUUCAGCCAAGCCCUGGUGUGGUAGCACAGACGACUUUCGUGGGCUGUGUGGAUUUUUGCUGUUUUUCGUUGAGAUGGGACUUGAAAAAGAGUAUCGCACAAUCCCCAUUCCGAAACUGAGGAGCUAUUUCGUCUGUGCCAGCGUUGUGUUGCUAUGUAUGUUUCUGGUUCAGAUAUUCAUAAUGCCAAGAACGGCAAAAUUAGGGAUUUCAUUUGGAAUGGUAGCAAUCAUAAUGGGACUGACUUUGUGCAUUUGUUUUGCCGAUAAAUGUUGGAGAAGCUGCUCGGAACGGUGGCCUCCUGUGCGGUACCUGUGCACGUUUUCGAAGAAAGUCAAGACGAUGCCGACCGUGAGACUCCCGCUGGCGGCCAUUGCCAUCAGCUCUUUGUUAAUCAUAGCAGUCUUCAACUUGCCAACAGCCCAGCACACAGGAAACUAUACUGCAUCAUCUACUGAGGAAUCAGCCACCCCGCUGGCUGAGAAUAGUGUCAUAAUCUACUCGUAUUACACCUAUUGCUGCCUCCUGGGGUUUAUUGCUUGCUCCGUCUUCCUCCGGAUGAGCUUUGAACUCAAACUUAUCCUUUUGUCGGGAGGCGUUGUUGGAUACUUCAUCAUCUUUAAUACCUGGCAGCUGCUGAAUGUGAACAACACCACCCAAAGGUUUAUUAUGAAAGACCCAAGAAUAAUGACCAAUUUAUACCUGGCUUUGUUCUACAUAACCCUGGUUCUUCUGUCAAAACAGAUCGACUAUUACUGCCGGCUAGACUGCCUACAAAAGAAUAAAUUAAAAAAAGAGCACGAGGAAUUUGAGACCAUGGAGAACGUCAACAGGCUGUUGCUGGAGAACGUCCUCCCGGCCCACGUCGCGGCCCAUUUUAUCGGGGACAAACUGAACGAGGAUUGGUACCAUCAGUCCUACGACUGCGUCUGCGUCAUGUUUGCCUCGGUCCCGGACUUCAAGGUGUUCUACACAGAGUGCGACGUCAACAAGGAGGGACUAGAAUGCCUUCGCCUACUCAACGAAAUUAUUGCCGAUUUUGACGAGCUGCUAUUGAAGCCGAAGUUCAGCGGUGUUGAAAAAAUCAAGACUAUUGGGAGCACGUAUAUGGCAGCAUCAGGGCUUUGUGUUACGCCGGGCCAAGAGAACAAUCUGGACCAGGAAAGACAGCACGCUCAGAUCGGCAUCAUGGUGGAGUUUGCGCUGGGCUUGAUGACCAAACUGGACGGCAUCAACAGGCACUCCUUCAACAACUUCCGUCUCCGAGUUGGAAUAAACUACGGGCCCGUGAUCGCUGGCGUGAUUGGUGCUCGCAAGCCUCAGUACGACAUCUGGGGAAACACCGUCAACGUUGCAAGCAGGAUGGAGAGUACUGGGGAACUUGGAAAAAUCCAGGUUACCGAAGAGACGUGCAGAAUCCUGGAGAGCCUGGGAUACGCCUGCGAAUGCCGCGGACUCAUUAACGUCAAGGGGAAGGGGGAGCUGAGGACUUACUUUGUCUGCACGGACACAGCCAAAUCGCAAGUGCUUUGACUCGGAGGGGGAAACGGUGGAAAGCUUGUGGUCGUUAUCGUCUCUCUCGUUCGUGUUUUUGAACGAACUUCCCUUCUGUGAAGCCUGAGAACUUUGCCUCCUCAUGUGAAGGAGCUUAUUCCAAAGUGCCCUGUGAAGGGUGCUGCCGCAUCUCAAGAACGUGCUCCGGCUCAGAGUACGGGAAGCUUUUGAAGGAUGUUUACAGUCGCAUCUGCCCAUUUCCGGGCGAGUUCGGGAAAUUUCUCGUCAACGGAUUAUUUCCCUCCUUUCCCUGCCAACAAGGGAGAUAUAAUGUGCUCCCCCCGAGCACAUCUU
This is a messenger RNA of Gekko japonicus, 3714 nucleotides long. It is a transcript of the gene ADCY7, whose product is annotated as adenylate cyclase 7. The transcript is spliced from 27 exons. Gene Ontology annotation, cellular component: plasma membrane. Gene Ontology annotation, biological process: adenylate cyclase-inhibiting G protein-coupled receptor signaling pathway; cAMP biosynthetic process; adenylate cyclase-activating G protein-coupled receptor signaling pathway. The record is from RefSeq and is a predicted model, not a curated record. NCBI's taxonomy places the organism in Eukaryota, Metazoa, Chordata, Lepidosauria, Squamata, Gekkonidae. Gene Ontology annotation, molecular function: adenylate cyclase activity.